Messenger RNA from Plenodomus lingam JN3, 2406 nucleotides. RefSeq lists its product as uncharacterized. NCBI's taxonomy places the organism in Eukaryota, Fungi, Ascomycota, Dothideomycetes, Pleosporales, Leptosphaeriaceae. The record is from RefSeq and is a predicted model, not a curated record.
AUGCCCAUAUUUCAUGAUCCCCAUGAUACUCCGUCUCGGCCGGUGAACUCGUGUCAGGCGCCAUCCGUUGGACAUGCAAGAGUAGGACAGCCAGAAUAUGCCCUGGAAGAGCAAGUGAUGCAAACCUGGUCCUCUGAAGUAGCGCCUGUAUCAGCCAUGCCAGCCAAGGUCGACCCAGAUGCUGCCCCUAGCGAUGUUCUCCUACCAAGCACGCUCGACCGGAUCGAAUUGAUAGACCGACUCAAGAGAGCGAAGAGCCCACCAUGGCUGCAGCGACGUAGUGAAGAGCGAUAUUUUGACCGCGAUGGCCGACCGUCUUCACGAGACCGCCCUCGAACUCCUCUCGCCAAUGCUGGAGGCUCUCAAGCCUCGCCUACCUCCACUCCUGAGCCCUUGCGAGAUCUCGCAGCAGCCGGCCAAGCGAUCGAGCGACCAAGAUCAGCAUUACACUCUGGUGACUUCAGGGCACCCAAGGACAGUCCUACAUCUGGCAAUGGGCCGUCAUCUGCAGGUUCUUUGUCGACUUCACCUGUAGUUCCAUGGCAUCGGUCUUUUUCAGCCGCCGCAAAAUCAGCCGUUAGGAACGAGCCAUUCGUCUUCAGCUAUGCGCCCAGCAAUGAAGCUCGUUCAAUCUCGCGCGCACGGGCAACAUCACAAUGUUCGGGUAACUCGUUUGCCUUCCUUCCUCCAACUAGCCCUUUGGUUCAACAGGCAAACAAUACAGACCUCGAUCCCUCCUCCAGACCAGGAUCGCGACAGGGCUCCAGAAGUCCCGAGAGAAAUAACAGGCGACAUACCUUUUCGCCUAAAUCCUUCCAGGACUACAGGUCCACUGAGAUGGCUCGUUCUGCUUCCGGUACACCAGCAGCUCGCCAUCUACGACAUACAAACUCUAUUCCUUAUCAAGCGCAUCAGCCACGGCGUUCUUCCAUUUACAGCCAAUAUCAACCACAAUCGAAUCCUGCGACACCAUUUCUGAGCCCCCGAAGACCAUCAUUUUCUUCUGAAGCAUCCCCGCUUCAGCAUGCGCCUAUGGUAGGCUCAUACGAAGAAUCUAUAUUAAGAGGGCGCAUGUCAACAACACCCUCCCGACCUUUAGAUUUCGUCGCCAAGAUUGGUGUAUUGGGUAAAGGACAAUGCAAGCCGAGUCUAAAGUGUCCGCCACAUGUCACAGUUCCAUUUCCUGCGGUCUUUUACAGCUACAAUACUGGCAAUGGCAGGAUUUCAGAUAAUGAACCGAGUCCAUAUGUAGGCCUUAUAGAUCUGGAACAUUCGUUACCACAGCCGACCGAAAGUACCGAUACCAGCAAACGUCCGCGAAGGCAUCAUGCCACAUCCGACCUAGGGACCGAGACUGCCGACUUCCGCUUACAAUUGGGGGACGAGCUUUCAGGCCAAAGUUUGAGACAAGAAGCUCGGAGGAAGGAAAAGAGGAAGAGACGCUCAACCUCGCCGAGAGCACCACCAGGUGGUAGCUAUCGAAUACCAGCCCAAGGCCAACUUCAGAUUGUACUAAAGAACCCCAACAAGACAGCGGUGAAGUUGUUUCUUGUACCUUACGAUCUUUCGGACAUGGAGGCCGGCCAAAAGACCUUUAUCCGGCAACGCAGCUACUCGGCUGGGCCAAUAAUCGAUAUGCCCACCUCUUCCAGAAAAAAUUACGGCACAGACAGACCGGAAGCUGCCCUAAGCAACUCGGAUGAUCCCAACGAUCGUCCUAUUCUUCGCUACCUAAUACAUCUGCACAUCUGCUGUCCUUCAAAGGGCCGCUACUACCUGUAUAAGAGCAUUCGCGUGGUUUUCGCCAAUCGAGUUCCUGAUGGAAAAGAGAAGCUUCGAAAUGAGAUCCAGCUCCCUGAGCCAAAAUACAGCGUGUACAAGCCGACGCGGGAUGUGACUACAGCACACACUCCAUCAUCAUUAGGAUCACAACUCGUUGCCGAAAAAGAUCACCGUCGUCGUAGUGCAGGAUGGCCACUCUCACACUCGCAACACGCAUACGACCGCAUGGACGGCCUGCAGGCAAAUACAUCUCUACCUCCACCAUCCGUUCACUUAUAUCCACUCAGUACAUCCGCAUCCAGUAGUUUGGGGUCAGCCAUGCCAAACCUGCAACCCAUACCCUUCAGCCUGUCUCGACUAGCUGCAAUUGAGUCGCGACCCGUUUCGCGCGAUCAAAUGGACAUAGAUCCGCAGAGUUCCUUCAAGACACCGGUGCAGUCGCCAAGGAGUCCCUUUGGUCAGACAGAGGGUACUUUCGAAAAGCUCAACAAGGGUGAUGUCGGUUACGGUGGCAAUGCAUUCUCUCCGGUCAGUAGCCCCAGCACUCCACUCAGCGCAGGCCUUUUAUCUCAACGUUUGCGCGGACUCGAUGUUCAGCACGUUGAAGAGAGUAACCCUUCCUGA